Messenger RNA from Nasonia vitripennis (jewel wasp), 2617 nucleotides. It is a transcript of the gene eIF2A, whose product is annotated as eukaryotic translation initiation factor 2A, 65kDa. Gene Ontology annotation, molecular function: protein binding; tRNA binding; mRNA binding. Gene Ontology annotation, biological process: translational initiation. The record is from RefSeq and is marked validated. NCBI's taxonomy places the organism in Eukaryota, Metazoa, Arthropoda, Insecta, Hymenoptera, Pteromalidae. Gene Ontology annotation, cellular component: cytosolic small ribosomal subunit.
GAUUCUUAUCGAUACAUGCAUAUAAGAGUUACCCUUACCAGUGUUACCACAUGGUAACUGCAGAGAGGAUAAAAUGGCGUUAAUCGUUCCCUGCGUGGCCAUAAGAGGGUCCACUGGCAUAAGUAUAUCCCAGGGCCCACCAACCUACGAGCCAGUGUCAGCCUUUGUGAAAGAUGACAGCAAAGGAUGCAAGGCUAUGGUAUUCAGCCCACAGGGCCGUUACUUUGCUUGGGUUAAUGGGUUUACAGUCAAGAUUGUUCUCUGUGAGACAUGGCAGGUUGUCGCGGAAAUCGCCAGGCCCAAGGUGCAAAGCAUCCAAUUUUCACCUAAAGAUACUUAUUUCAUGACUUGGGAACCAUUUAUCGUCUCUCAGGCCAAUCCUCAAGGCAGUCCUAAUCUUAACUUGUAUGAUCCAAAAACUGGAAACCUAGUGAAAAGUUUUAUUUAUAAGAAACAAAUUGACUGGGCACCACAGUGGUCAAGUGAUGAGAAGAUCUGUGGUAUGUUAGUUAAUAAUGAUGUUGUGCUGUAUGAGGAUUCCAAUUUUGAUGUAGUUUUACAUAGGAUAAAUGUAGCUAAGGUUGCUAAGUUUAGCAUAGCUCCAGGUGGUGCUCCAUAUCAUGUUCUCUGUUAUAUGCCAGGAAAAUCUGGCCAGCCAUCCUUUGGUAGACUAUUUCAAUAUCCUAAAUUCCAGGCAAGCCAAGCAAUUGCAAAUAAAAGUUUCUUUCAGGAUGACAGAGUAGAAUUUUAUUGGAAUACUCAAGGAACUAGUGUACUGUUGCUUACAAGUACUGAUGUUGACAAGACUGGAGCUUCCUACUAUGGCAAGCAAACUUUGCAUUAUCUUGACACCAAGGGCCAGACUGCACUUGUUAUGCUGAGUAAAGAGGGCCCUAUUCAUGCUGUUCAGUGGUCUCCUAAGCAAACGGAAUUUUUAGUUAUUUAUGGAUUUAUGCCUUCAAAAGCAACAUUAUUUAAUCUCAAAUGCGAGGCAGUGUUCGAAUUUGGCACCAAGCAUAGAAAUGCUAUUUACUACAACCCUCAUGGAAACAUUGUGAUUUUGACUGGCUUUGGUAAUUUGAGAGGAGGAAUUGAAUUGUGGGACAUAGCUAACAAAAAGAUGAUUGCAACUUCGGAAGCUCCAGAUACCACUUUAUUGGAAUGGUCACCUGAUGGUGAACACUACAUAACUGCUACUACAGCACCAAGACUUAGGAUGAGUAAUGGGUUUAAAAUUUUCCAUUAUACUGGAACAUUAUUGUAUGAGCGGCCGUGGAACAAGCAAGAAGAAUUGUGGGAAGUUUUAUGGCAGAGAUUCCCUCCAAAUACUUUUAAAGAAAAGCCUAUAAGUUAUAAAGCAGUUGAGGGAAUUGCACCUAGUCAACCACAAGCUUCUAAACAAGUAUACCGACCUCCAUCUGCAAGAGGACAAACUAUCAAAUUCAGUUUACAUGAUGAUGAAGAUGACUCCAAGCCAACUGAAUCAAAUCCAUCCAAGAAUUCUCUUAAAAUUAAGAAAAAACGCGAAGCCAAGAAAGCUAAGAAAGAACAAGAGGCUGCAUUACAAGCGCAAACCGGCAAUGUGACUUCUAAUGGGCAAACAAAUAGCACUGCUCCUAAAACUACUAAUGCUACUUCUUCUGCUAAAGAUGAUCUCACGGAUGACCCCGAAAAGAACAAGAAGAUCAGGAAGAUCAAGAGUAAAUUGGAGCAAAUAUCCAAACUCAAAGAACAGCAAAUACAGGGUAAACAAUUAGAAAUUAAUCAACUUGAUAAAAUUAAAAAAGAAGCUGAACUCAUCAAGGAGUUGGAAGAAUUAUAUUUAUGAUCCUUGAUUCAGUGUAUGAUUCUUACUGCUUACUUGCUCCUGACAACACAGUACCAGGUGAUUUUGAAAAAUCGGUAAUAUCCUGGGCCAAUCGCACCUUCACGACUGCUCAAACUUGAAUCGUGCAUUCAAGAUUCGUUAUUGUGACUCGAAAUCUUUUAGGCAAUUGCCGAUAUAAAAUGAUGGUGCACAAAAACAAUUAAUUGAUAGUGAUAUUACCGAACACUCGGGGAAUAAUUGAUGUAAUCGAUUCAUCACUAUUUCCAUGACGAUCAAGUUUAUCUUUUAAUAUUCAUUAAAAAGAAAAAAACUUCCAAAAGAUUAAAGUACACGUUACAGACACAAGUGAAAAGGCAUUUCAAGUGUAGCCCAGCACAACUGUAAAAUUUGCUAUACGCGAAAUCUUGUUCUUUCAAGUACUAACUUGAACAUAAGAAUUGUAAAUAUAUUUACCCUCUGUGUUCAUUUGUAAUACACCUUUUCACAUUGUUGAUACAUUUCUAUAAAAUUUGCGAUUGUCUGAGUGAACUGUUCUCAUUAGGUUGGUGUUUCUGAAUUGAAUUUUUCUUUCUCUUACAAUGGGUUUUCUUGAGUGGAACUUGAUGAUAAUAACUAUUUAUAAUUGCGAUCCAAGUGUUUUGCUUUAAACCGAGCGACGUUGAUUACUUAUACACUUAACUCUCUGUACUUUUAAAGAUGAAUAUUGACUAAAACUCUAUAGACAAAAACAAACAAACAAACAAAAAGUUAUAUAUACGACUAUAUAUAUAAAGCCAUUUUAUUAAAAAA